UUUUAUUUUUCUAUUAUUUUUGCUAUAUUAUGGACCAACUGGUGGAGAAAUAUAAGGAGAAAGACACCAGUAAAGUCAUAGUGAUAUUUAGAGCUAUUGGCAAUGCACCUAUCCUUAAGCAAAAAGUCUUUAAACUCACAGCGUCCAACAAGUUCCAGACAGUGAUACAGUUCUUAAGGAAGGAAUUAAAAUAUCAAGGCUCUGAUCCUCUUUUUCUUUAUAUAAACAGUGCAUUUUCACCUUCACCAGAUGAAACUGUGGCCAAUCUUCACAAGUGCUUCAACACAGAUGGUCAUUUAAUCAUUAAUUACUGUACAACUGCUGCUUGGGGUUGACAUUCCUAAAAAAGGAGGGGGUAUCAAUGCAUGGCAUUUUCUUUAUUAUUCGAUUUUAUUUGUCUAAUAAAUAAUUUAAAGAAAAAAAAAA
This is a messenger RNA of Gilbertella persicaria, 426 nucleotides long. Its product is annotated as ubiquitin-like protein Atg12. Lineage: Eukaryota; Fungi; Mucoromycota; Mucoromycetes; Mucorales; Choanephoraceae. The transcript is spliced from 4 exons. The coding region runs from base 30 to 335 and encodes 101 amino acids. Gene Ontology annotation, biological process: autophagy of mitochondrion; nucleophagy; autophagosome assembly. The record is from RefSeq and is a predicted model, not a curated record. Gene Ontology annotation, cellular component: cytoplasm; Atg12-Atg5-Atg16 complex; phagophore assembly site membrane.